AUGGUUGUCUCCUCUAUGCAGCAUCAUCCCCACCACUCGCAGGGUCCGGCGCCUCCCCAGCACCUUCAGCAUCCCCGACCCUCGAGUAUCGUCCACCAGCAGCAUCAUCAGGCGCCGCAACCACAGUCGCAACACCCCUCCGCGUACUCGUCUACCCACUCGAUACCGUCCGCCUACUCGCAGACCGGACACGCAGGCAGUGCUCAGCACGCGCAGGACCUGCCCUACUACGCUCACCAGAGCCCGUAUAGCACCCCGGGCACGACGAGCGGAUACACGUCCGCAGACACGUCCGAAAUGAUGGCCGCGGCUCAGAUGCCUCGACCGUACCCCCCGAUGUCCUACCAUACGCCGCAGUCUAACUCGCCGGCUUCAGUCGCGUCGCCGUCGGGUCACGAGCAGCACCGCGGCCUCUACGGCCCCCCUGCCUCUCAGCUCCAGCCGCAAUCGAUGUACUACGGCGCGCAACAGCCCCAAUACUCGUCUCUGCCGCCCCAGGCGCCGUCUCCGUACCAACCGCAUGCCCAGCAACCCCAUCAGCCCAUGACUUCGCAGCCGAACAUCAUGAUGUCCCACACGGGGCCGCAGCACCAGAUGACGCAGCACGCGAGCCAGCACGCGCAGGCGGGCAUGACGGGAAGCCCUCGGCACACCAAGAUGGAGCCCCAAUUACCCGCACAGCUGCAGCGCCCCGCCUCGGGGCCGCUGGGCACGCCUCAGCAGAACCAGAACGGCGGCCAAUUGUCUACGCCCACGGGGUCGUCGACGCCGGGCGUCAAUAACAAUGCCGCCCCGGGUCCGAUCCCGGCAACCACGCCGCUCGUGGUAAGGCAAGAUAACAACGGCGUUCAAUGGAUCGCCUUCGAGUAUUCCCGUGACAGGGUCAAGCUCGAGUACACGAUUCGCUGCGACGUCGAGUCCGUAAAUACGGACGAGCUCAGCAGCGACUUUAAGACGGAGAACUGCGUCUAUCCCAGAGCGUGCUGCCCCAAAGACCAAUACCGCGGCAACCGGCUGCAGUACGAGACGGAGUGCAAUACCGUCGGGUGGGCGCUGGCGCAGCUCAACCCGUGCCUCCGCGGCAAGCGAGGGCUCAUCCAAAGAGCGGUUGACAGCUGGCGCAACAGCAACCAAGAUCCCCGAUUGCGCAGUCGACGCGUCCGGCGGAUGGCCAAGAUGAACAAUCGCAAGGCGGUUCAGACCCCCCACUCCACGCACAUGUCCGGUCCCAGUGGCCCGGCAGGGAUGUCGACCCCUGGAGGCCUUGGCCCCGGCGCCGGUACACCCAUGGGGAAGCCUGGGAUGGGCAGCAUGGGUCCGCAGAUACAUCACCACCACGCCCACGAAGGAAGCGCUCAGGGUGGAGGAGACGAAGUCGCGGACGGAGAGUACGUGGAUGGAUCCCAUCAUCAUCACCAUCAAGCCCCCGCUGGUCCGGGUUCCGGGAACCCGGACGACGUUCGGCCAGCCCACGUCUUUACUGGGUACCCGCAGCAGUAUCCCGGUCAUUCCGUCGGCGGCUCUUCGAUGCCGCCGAUCAGUGACGGACUGGGCGGCUCUCACCACAGCGCGAUCGCUGCUCAGCGCCAGAGCCGGGACGACGAUAAGCACCCGGAAGGCCUCUUUCCCGACAUACCCGAGGCCAAGAAGCGGAAGUUCAUCCUCGUCGACGACGAUAAGCGCAAUUCCCGCCUGAGAGUGCGCGUCACGCUCGAGGAGGUGAACCCGAAGGAAAUCCCGGAUUCCUUCCGUAAGAGCUCCGCCGUGUUCCCGCGCAGCUAUUUCCCCCGCGAGAUGCAGAGCCCCCCGCCUAGCGCGACAGGUAGCCGGUUCUUCGAAGACGAUCUCAGCGACGACAACGUGGAAGUUGACAGCGGCCGAGCCGGCCGUGCUCGAAGGAAUAACGUCCGAGAGCGGGUCAUGGUGAAAGUGCCGAUGUCCGACAGAGACGAAGGGGAGAUCGCCAUCCCUAGACUCCGAAAGGGUACCCGCAUAAAGGAGGUGCGGCUCAACGAUCUGGCUUAUCGUAUGGCAUGGAUGCACAGCCGCGUCUUCGCGGGUAGGAGCGUCUUUUUGCAGCGAGCUCUGGACUGCUAUCGCAUCAAGACGUGCAAGGCUAUCGCCGACAUCACGCAGGAUGUGAGGACCAUGGCGCCUCACUACGAAACCCGAGUCGGCAAACGGAGGUGGGGUGAACGCAUGCGACGUGGCGAGAAACGCGAUGACGAGUCUUGA
This is a messenger RNA of Durotheca rogersii, 2235 nucleotides long. RefSeq lists its product as uncharacterized. The transcript is spliced from 4 exons. The coding region runs from base 1 to 2235 and encodes 744 amino acids. Lineage: Eukaryota; Fungi; Ascomycota; Sordariomycetes; Xylariales; Xylariaceae. The record is from RefSeq and is a predicted model, not a curated record.